GACGGGCGAAGGCGGGAGCGCGCGGGAGCCGCGGGCGGGCCGCAGGAAACAUGAAGGUCAUCACCUGUGAAAUCGUGUGGCAUAAUAAGGAGCCGGUUUACAGCUUGGACUUCCAGCAUGGAGCGGAUGGGAGGAUGAAUCGCCUGGCCUCGGCAGGGGUGGACACGGCCGUGAGGAUCUGGAAGGUGGAGAAGGGCCCGGAUGGAAAAGCCAUCGUGGAGUUCCUGUCCAACCUGGCGCGCCACACCAAGGCCGUCAACGUCGUGCGCUUCUCUCCCAGCGGGGACAUCCUGGCCUCAGGAGGGGAUGAUGCUGUCAUUUUGCUGUGGAAGCUGAAUGACAGCAAAGAGUUGGAGCCGUUGGUGUUUCAGGAUGAUGAUGAGGCUCAGCUCAACAAGGAGAACUGGGCAGUCAUUAAAACUUUGAGAGGCCACUUGGAAGAUGUGUAUGAUAUUUGUUGGACCUCAGAUGGGAAUUACAUGGCAUCUGCUUCUGUGGAUAACACAGCAAUCAUGUGGGAUGUCAAUAAAGGACAGAAAGUUUCAAUAUUCAAUGAGCACAAGAGUUAUGUCCAAGGAGUCACCUGGGAUCCUCUGGGCCAGUACAUUGCAACCCUGAGUUGUGACAGGGUCCUGCGAGUUUACAGCACCCAGACCAAGCGAGUGGCCUUCAAUGUCACCAAGAUGCCAUCGGGGUCGGGAGCUGAAGGAGAGGUGAGGAGCUUUCGGAUGUUCCACGAUGACAGCAUGAAGUCGUUCUUCCGCAGGCUCAGCUUCACCCCUGAUGGCUCCUACCUGCUCACUCCAGCUGGCUGUGUGGAAUCGGGAGAGAACGUUACCAACACCACCUAUGUUUUCUCCAGAAACAAUCUUAAAAGGCCCGUGGGUCACCUGCCCUGUCCUGGCAAGGGCACUCUGGCUGUUCGCUGCUGCCCUGUGUACUUUGAGCUGAGAGGAGCCUCUGCUGCAGGUGGAAUCAGCCCCAAAUCCCCCCCUGCCCUGUUCAGCCUCCCCUAUCGAUUGGUGUUUGCUGUUGCCUCAGAGGAUUCUGUGCUGUUUUACGACACUGAGCAGUCCUUCCCCUUUGGUUAUGUCUCCAACAUCCAUUACCACACCCUGAGUGACAUUUCAUGGUCCAGCGAUGGAUCCUUCCUGGCCAUUUCCUCCACGGACGGGUACUGCUCCUUCGUCACCUUCGAGGAGGAUGAGCUGGGAGUGCCCCUGAAGGAAAGGCCCCAGAUCCCUGUCAGGACUCCUGGAGCAGCAGCAGACAAGAAAGCCAAGAAAAGCCAAUCCCACAAAGUGAUUUCCCCAGGCUCCAGGCUGCCAGAGGGGACCCCUCCCAGCAAGGAUCCCCCAGUGCCACCCCGAACCCCCAGCACUGCUGGGAAGGAGCUGCCUUCAACCCCUGUGGGCAUCAAAAGCACCCCAGUGCCAUCCCCUGCCACCCCUGGGGGCAUCAAAGCCACCCCAGUGCCAUCCCCUGCCACCCCUGGGGGCAUCAAAGCCACCCCAGUGCCAUCCCCUGCCACCCCUGUGGGCACCAAAGCCACCCCAGUGCCAUCCCCUGCCACCCCUGGGGGCAUCAAAGCCACCCCAGUGCCAUCCCCUGCCACCCCUGUGGGCACCAAAGCCACCCCAGUGCCAUCCUCAGAGGAGAGGAGGAGCAGCCAGAGCAGCAGAGCCCCCCAGCCCAGGAGGGUCACCCUCACCACGCUGCAGCCCUGUUUCAAAACACCCAGGAGAAUAAACUUGAUUUCCUUGAAGCCAGACAGCCCAGCCUCUGCAUACCCAGAGCCAGCCCCCAUCUCCAUCCCUCCUUCCUCAGAGCAGCAGCAUGAGAAGCCAUUGCCAUCUGAUGAGAGCCUGCAAGCUCCCCCAGCCCCAAAACGUGCCAGGACUGAGGAUUUGCCCCUUCCUUCUGCUGCUGGAGACCAAACCAGCUGUGAGUCCAACAAAUAA
Melozone crissalis (California towhee) is the source of this 1961-nucleotide messenger RNA. It is a transcript of the gene CHAF1B, whose product is annotated as chromatin assembly factor 1 subunit B. NCBI's taxonomy places the organism in Eukaryota, Metazoa, Chordata, Aves, Passeriformes, Passerellidae. The transcript is spliced from 14 exons. The record is from RefSeq and is a predicted model, not a curated record. Gene Ontology annotation, biological process: nucleosome assembly; DNA replication-dependent chromatin assembly. Bases 51 to 1961 code for a protein of 636 amino acids. Gene Ontology annotation, molecular function: protein binding. Gene Ontology annotation, cellular component: nucleus; CAF-1 complex.